This is a messenger RNA of Diprion similis, 1533 nucleotides long. Its product is annotated as thioredoxin domain-containing protein 9. Bases 170 to 820 code for a protein of 216 amino acids. The transcript is spliced from 4 exons. Gene Ontology annotation, biological process: microtubule cytoskeleton organization. The record is from RefSeq and is a predicted model, not a curated record. Lineage: Eukaryota; Metazoa; Arthropoda; Insecta; Hymenoptera; Diprionidae. Gene Ontology annotation, cellular component: cytoplasm.
CUGAGGACAUUUGUGUGGGGCGUGUGGGCAUUCUAUGGUGUGGGCUGUGUGUCAACUGCGUACAACUGUGGCGAAGCGAGCAAAAACUCCAUAUAAGGAGAAAGAAUAGUCCUCACAUUUUCGAAAUAAUCAAUUUAAACACAUUUUGCAACGCCUAAAGCCAUAAAAAAUGGAGAGCAUAAUACAGAAUCAAGUAAUGCAAGUUGCACAGCAUGUCGAGCAGCAGCUUGAUGCUGAAUUAGACCGACUUGAUAACAUGGAUGCUGACGAUCUUGAAACUCUCAGAGAGAAGCGACUCAAAGAAAUGAAGAAAAAUCAAAAUCAAAGGCAGACUUGGCUUGCAAUGGGCCAUGGAGAAUACACAGAAAUUCCUGAUGAAAAGGAAUUCUUCGAGGUGUCUAAGAAAUCUAAAGAUAUCGUUUGUCUCUUUUUCAAAGAGGGUUCUCCGAGAUGUAAAAUUGCUGACGAACAUCUCAAGAUUUUGGCCAAAAAACAUGUUGAAGCAAGAUUCUGUAAACUUAAUGUUGAACGAUGCCCGUUUUUAACAGAACGACUUCGAAUCAAAAUCAUUCCAACGAUUGCCUUGAUCUCUGACAGCAAAACCAAGGAUUAUAUCGUUGGUUUCACAGAUUUAGGAAAUUGUGAUGAUUUUUCUACAGAAAUGAUGGAGUGGCGCAUCGCCCAGUCUGGGGCUAUCUCGUAUAACGGAGAUCUGAUGAACCCCCCAGAGAAAGGGAAGAAAACUAAAUCCCUGCUUGGUGGCAAGCCCAAGACUAUUAGGGGUCGUCAGGAUGAUGGGUCUGACGAUGAUUGGGAUUAGCAAUAAUUGUUUGCAACACUUUUUACAUGUUUAAUUCGAGGCGAGUUUUUCAUGAGCACACGUCCACAACUUUGAACAAAUUUUUUUUCCUAUUACUUUGUUCAGAUAAAAACGUAAGUUAUAUUCGAAGACUGCAAGAUGACAAUAUAAGCAAUUUGUAUAGUAUAUCCUCUGUUCAACUAAGGCUAUUACAUUUAUUAAUUUCUUGAACAUUCAAUGCAUGAAAUUAAAUUUUGAGAAUGCGUGUUGACCAUACAAUGCCAUACUUUCGUGGGAAGUUUGAAUAAACGUGAAACAGUCAAAUUAUCAGCAUCACAAUAAUACGCACCUACUUAAUUUACCUUGUAUAAUCUGGUAAAAGAAGGAAAAUCGUUUGAUAUCCUUUCGAAAUUGUGUAUUCGAGAUACUCAACGGUUCCGAAAAUCUUUGUUUUAUAUUUACUAGGCACAAGUAGUAUCUUCGUCCCUGACGUUUUGCAGUACUUUUGAUUUGCCUUGAUCGUGUAUGACAAGAUUUUCGCAAAGUCUUGGAAGAACACAAGUCUAUUUAUUCCAUAAACGUAUCAAAUUGAAAGACAAAUUAUAUUAUUUUAUUCAUAAUAAUGGUAAUUAAGUAUUCAAUACACUUCGUGCUUAUUUACAGAUUGACUGUAAGUUGCUUUAUAUAAAUUUUGUAACAAAAAACUUAAUAAAAAUUAUAAUUGUUUAGCAAAA